Messenger RNA from Purpureocillium takamizusanense, 2167 nucleotides. RefSeq names its product Mevalonate kinase (gene ERG12). The record is from RefSeq and is a predicted model, not a curated record. Gene Ontology annotation, cellular component: cytoplasm. Gene Ontology annotation, molecular function: mevalonate kinase activity; ATP binding. Gene Ontology annotation, biological process: isoprenoid biosynthetic process; ergosterol biosynthetic process. The coding region runs from base 285 to 1775 and encodes 496 amino acids. Lineage: Eukaryota; Fungi; Ascomycota; Sordariomycetes; Hypocreales; Ophiocordycipitaceae. The transcript has 2 exons.
CCUCGAUAGGACUACGCGGCCCCCUCCUGGCUUCCAUUCUAUAUCCCCAUUGCCCGUGCACGACGACCACGAGCGACGAUUGCGGUCACAACGACGACAAAGACGGACGGACGGACGACGACGUGAACAACGACCAGCGACGACCGCUCCAAGACUGCGACCUCCUUGUGCGACCACGCCUCACUCGCGAACCGGCACCCAGACUCGACACAUCAUCACACACCCGACUCGAGUCGCAUUAACUGCGCGAGUGCCCGUCCGUCGUCCCCAUCACCGGGUGCUGAAUGUCCGUCACGGACCCCGACAUGCUCAACGGCGCCGCCGACGCUCGCGGUUCCAGCAAUGGGACGUCCUAUGUGAACGGCAACGGGCCCCUUUCCCAUCGCCUCAAGAUGGACCGCAAGCAGUCGAGCCCCAUGGCACCGCCCUUCAUGGUGUCUGCGCCGGGCAAGGUCAUUGUCUUUGGCGAGCACUCAGUCGUACACGGCAAGACCGCCAUUGCCGCCGCCAUCUCCCUCCGCUCCUAUCUCCACGUCACGACCCUCUCCAAGUCGAAGCGGACGGUCUCGCUGCGGUUCCCCGACAUCGACCUCAUCCACACGUGGAACAUUGACGACCUGCCCUGGAAUGUCUUCCAGAGCCCCUCCAAGAAGAAGUCGUACUACUCCCUCGUCACCGAGCUCGACCCCGAACUCGUCUCCGUCUUGCAGCCGCACAUUGACGUCGUGGGCACCGACCAGCCCGACGAGACGCGCAAAGUCCAGCGCAACUCGGCCUUUGCCUUCCUCUACCUCUUCCUCUCGCUCGCAUCGCCGGCCUUUCCCGGGUGCCUGUACACGCUUCGAUCCACCAUACCAGUCAGCGCCGGCCUCGGCAGCAGCGCGUCUGUGUCCGUCUGCCUGUCCGUCGCACUGCUCAUCCAGCUGCGGACACUGUCUGGGCCGCACCCCGACCAGCCGCACGAGGAGGCACGGCUGCAGGUUGAGCGCAUCAACAGGUGGGCCUUUGUCGCCGAGAUGUGCAUCCACGGCAACCCCUCGGGCGUGGACAACACCGUGGCCACCCAGGGCAAGGCCGUCGUCUUCCGCCGCACAGACUACACCGGGCCGCCGUCGGUGCGCCCGCUGUGGGACUUUCCGGAGCUCUCCCUCCUGCUGGUGGACACUCGGCAGCCCAAGUCGACCGAGCACGAGGUCGCAAAGGUCGCCAAGCUCAAGGACACGCACCCCAAGCUGGUGGGGACCAUCUUGGACGCCAUGGACAAGCUCACCGGGAGCGCGGCCGAGCUCAUCGAGCACGAAGACUUUGAUGAGGAGGAGGAAGAGUCGCUGCGGAGGGUGGGCGAGCUGAUGACCAUCAAUCACGGCUUGUUGGUUUCACUGGGCGUGUCGCAUCCGCGCCUCGAGAGGGUGAGGGAGCUCGUCGACCACCAGGGCAUCGGCUGGACCAAGCUCACGGGUGCCGGCGGUGGUGGGUGCUCCAUCACCCUCAUGCGACCGGGCGUGUCCAAGGAGAAGCUGCGCAAGCUUGAGCAGCAGCUGGAGGACGAAAACUACCAAAGGUUCGAGACGAUCCUGGGCGGCGACGGUGUCGGCGUGCUCUGGCCGGCGGUACUCAAGAACGGCACCGAGGAGGACCAAGAGGGUGGCAUGGAGAUUGACGUGGAAAAGUUCCUCAACGCCGAGGGGACUAAGGGCGUCGAGAGCCUGGUCGGCGUGCAUGGCGACGGCGGCGAGCGCGAGGGCUGGAAGUUUUGGCGCGUCGAGAACCGGUAAUCUUGGACGCGCUGCCGCUGUACGAUACCCAAGUCGGACCACACUCCCCACCGCCGCCCCCCCACCAUCAUAAUCAUCCGUCUUGGAAGGGGAGAGAUGGCUUGCGGAGGCAAAGGUGUCAGGGUCACUAAUAUGAUAGGAUGACGUCGAGAAUCUACAUCACUAGAGGGUCUACGGUGCUACGAAGCAUUGCUCACUCAAUUUUUUGGUAUAUAUCAUCAUUCUACUGUUGCGAGACUGAUGACUCCUGCGUUGGUGAUGCGAGCGUGGCGCCUAGGAGGAGGCCAGACUGCUGACCGCCCGCAACUGGCGGCGGGUGACUGACGUUGUGUAGUCCCGGUGCAGUCAGUCUCCGGUGGGAUAUUGUGGUUGCCCCGGGCGAGCCGCCGCGC